Messenger RNA from Klebsormidium nitens, 2040 nucleotides. The record is from the annotation of a GenBank genome assembly. Lineage: Eukaryota; Viridiplantae; Streptophyta; Klebsormidiophyceae; Klebsormidiales; Klebsormidiaceae.
CACAUCAUCCAUUCAGAUUCCAGGUGACUGCGGUCCUUCUGCCACUGGGUGUCUCUAAGGUCGCCAGUUGUGUUGCGAAGUAGCGGCAAGCUGUGGUCCCUCACGCUGUGUUCCAGAGGUCCUUCUGGAAUGCUGUGAGAUGUGCCUCCCCAAUUGCUUGUGAGCCUUAUGAGUAAGCCUACAUUGGAAAGGAAUGCUUUCAAUCGCAGGCUCGUCUUCUCUUCGUAGACUGUGCUCCAUGAAUGUCCGUACCUUCGAGUCACAUGCCCUGCGACAGUGCCGCUGCCAAGCGGGGCACUCACCAAGCAUCUUGCAUGCACCGUCUGCUGUGGUACCACGACUGGGCAGGAUCAGUGGGAGCGCACACGAGAACGCGCCAGCAUUGCUACAUGGGACUCAUGGGCGCAGGUCACGGGUGGAAGCCUCUGGUAAACUUGGUCAGCCCCUUUUCACAUCUGACUAUCAAAUGUUCUCCCGCUUCCAGAGGUUUGUGAGCCGCAUAAUACGAGAUAGCAAGCCUCAAGCCAAGUCACAAAGGCAGCAGAAUGCACAGCGUGAUCUUAGUUGCCAUGCGGUGGCAGUCGAGAGGAGCCUCGAUGAGCUGAAGAGCAGGGCGGAGGGUGGAGAGGGCCCAAAUGGGAUGCCCCUGCCAAAUCCCAUCCAUGCGGAGCUUACUCCACAGGAAGUUGCGGGCAGGAGGAUCAUCUUAGUGGGGGACGUCCAUGGGUGUUAUGACGAGCUGGUCCUGUUGUUAGACCAGGAGUGUAGACGGCAGCCCGACGACGUGGUUAUCUUCGUGGGUGACCUUGUGAAUAAGGGUCCUAAGUCUCCUGAAGUAGUGGCGCUCGCGCGGGACAUUGGAGCAUACGCCGUGCGAGGCAAUCAUGAUGACAGCUCACUUGCGUCCUACUACAAGUGGGCCAACUAUCGAUCAGGAAAAGGGGGCAAGCAGAAGCCGGACAAGCGGGAGUGGGUGCAGCAGCUGACGGAGCAGGAUGUUGAGUGGCUUCAUGGCCUGCCGUUCUCCCUGCGAAUACCCUCGCACAACCUGCUAGUGGUUCAUGCGGGCCUAGUCCCAGGGAUUCCGUUAGAACAGCAAGACCUGGGCCAGCUGUACACUAUGCGCUUCUUGGAGCAAGCCACCGCCAAGCGCAAGAAGAGCUCGAGCAAGCGGAGCUUGCGGUCGGGCUAUGGUUCUGACUCGGACGGUGCAGACUGGGAGCCGGUGGGGAGUGCAAAUGACGAGACGGAACUGUGGGGAAAAGUGUGGGACGGGCCGGAGCACGUUGUGUUUGGGCAUGACGCCAUGCGGGGUUUGCAACUGCGCCGGAAAGCGACUGGCCUGGACACUGGGUGCGUGUAUGGGGGACGGCUGACCGCGAUCAUACUCCCACCCGUGGUAGGCGAUGGGGGGAGCAGACCCAGUGCACCUGUAGGCCACGGCAUGCUGGUCUCCGUCAAGGCACUGAAAGAGUACGAAAAGGCUAAAGGGAAAAUGAGGUAGGCACGUGCAUGGUCAACUUGGCUUGGCCGCAGUGUAUCAUAUCUUCCAGUCAGGGCCCCUCCUACGAGAACGGGGAUUCACAAGAGGUCCUUGUAGCAUAAUUGCUUGCAAAUUUGACUCAGAUUAAUUUAUGAUCAUUUCGGUUGGUGGAUACGAUUUCAGUCUCGGAUGGAACAAGAGAAAACAAGAUGCAAGAUAAGCGAGACUGGUUCUUUGCAAAAGUUGGUAUUUCUGCCCGCCGCCAGUGUCACCUGGCCUUUUAAUAAGUCUGAUUGCCUUCUUUGGCUUGCCUAUCAAAUAGGCACGCCAUAGGCUAUUACCGCGGGCCGGGAUGGCGUUCAUUCCGUCGUAUGUGGCGUUCCGCGCGGCGCUGGCUUGGGUUGCGUUGAUGCGACGUCAAACUCCGAGUUUUGCAUCGCUUACGUGGGGAGACACCUUCACUGCUCAUGCUAGUGUUUAACCAUGGACCUCGAUCACCGUCGAGCCCCGCUGGCAUUGGUCAUGAGAUUGAAUUGUGGCUUCCCAGUCGAUCAUGG